AGGACUGAACGCUGCAGCCUGAAUGCCACUCUGCAGUUCAGACCCACAGCAGCGGCAUGUCGUGGCUCUUCGGCUGGAGGAAAGGCUCCGACAAAAUCACGACAUGCUUUGGAUCUGGCUUGUAUGCAGGAGCAGACUGUACAGCUGGAGCAUCAGAGUAAAGUGAAGGAGUAUGAAGCCGCUUUGGAGCAGCUGAAGGGGGAGCAGAUCCAGCUCCAGGGAGAGGAAAGACGCAAAACGCUUGCCGAGGAGACCAGGCAAAACCAAGCAGUAUCAAUUCCUAAAUGAGGAGAACCUUCGCAAACAAGAGGAGUCAGUUCUGAAGCAAGAGGCCAUGAGGAAAGCUACCAUCGAGCAUGAAAUGGAUCUGAGACACAAGAAUGACCUGCUUCGGGUCGAAGCGGAGGCCAAAGCUCGCGCUAAGGUGGAGAGAGAGAACGCAGAUCUGAUCCGGGAGCAGGUCCGCCUUAGCUGCUGAACACAGACAAACUGUCCUCGAAUCUAUAAAGAGCAGUGUUUGGGGAGGGAUUCAGGGCCUUCGUCUCCGACUGGGAUAAACUCUCACAGCGACGAUCGCUGGAUUGACCCUGUUGGCAGUAGGAAUGUAUUCUGCCAGGAAUGCCACAGCGGUGGGGGGGCGGUACAUAGAGGCUCUUCUCGGUAAACCCUCACUGGUCCGAGAGACCUCCAGGUUGACUGUUGCAGAGGCCAUUAAACACCCAAUCAAGACAGCCAAACAUGUAAGAAGCAGACCUCAGGAUGCUUUAGAGGGUGUGGUGCUCAGUGCAGCUUUGGAGGAGCGUGUGAGGGACAUUGCCAUUGCUACUCGCAACACCCAGCAGAAUCGAGGCUUGUACAGAAACAGCCUGAUGUAUGGACCCCCUGGAACCGGAAAAACCUUCUUCGCAAAGAAACUAGCUCUUCACUCAGGGAUGGACUAUGCCGUCAUGACAGGUGGGGAUGUGGCACCCAUGGGGCGCGAUGGAGUCACUGCCAUGCACAAGGUGUUUGACUGGGCCAACACCAGCAGAUGGGGCCUCUUGCUGUUUGUAGAUGAAGCUGAUACGUUCCUCCGUAAGCGAGCCACAGAGAAAAUCAGUGAGGACCUUAGAGCCACUCUCAAUGCAUUCGUCUACCGCACCAGCGAGCAGAGCAACAAGUUCAUGCUGGUGCUCGCUAGUAACCAGCCAGAACAGUUUGACUGGGCCAUUAACGACCGCAUUGAUGAGAUUGUGAACUUUGCAUUGCUAUGCCUGGUUUGGAGGAGAGAGAGAUUGGUGCGCCUGUAUUUCGACAAGUUUGUGUUGGGUCCUGCCACUGCAGGGAGACAGAGGUUAAAACUGGCUCAGUUUGACCAUGGUUUGAAAUGUUCAGACAUUGCCAAGCGAGCAGAGGGCAUGUCGAGGCGUGAAAUCUCCAAACUUGGUGUAGCCUGGCAGGCUGCUGCCUACUCCUCUGAAGAUGGAGUUUUGACUGAAGCAAUGAUUGACUCAAGAGUGGAUGAUGCUGUCAAGCAACAUGCACAAAAAAUGGACUGGCUGCUGGUGGACACGGGUAUGGGGGUUGGCAAGGUGGGUGUACUCCUAACUAAGGAAAUGGCUGCAGGAAUCACAGCACAAAAAGCUGCUUCACUAACACAAAGUGAAGAUACCACCCCUAGCAUACAAGAAAUUCUUCCACUAUACGAGGUUGUAAGCAAUGCUACCCAGGCAGAAACAACCACUCCAUCUUCAGAGGUACAAGCAGAUGUUAUCCUCCAAGAAGGUGCCACUUUGGUUAAAGAAAGUGAAGUUGUUGCUGCAGCAACUGUUGGAACAACUAUCUUGAAUGAACCACUUGAAACAAUUGCUGAGACAUCUGCUGCUGUCCCAUUGGAGCAGGAGGUUAAGGCUGUCAGUGACCUUACUGCUGAGGUUCUAGGAACAGCUGUACCUGUUGAUACUGCAGCACCUGAGGUAAAGGAUAUAGUCAUUGAGAAUAUUGAAACUGAGGGCACAGCAGCUUCCACCAUUCAAUAAACUGCUGCUGUGAGUAAAGAAGAACCCUCUGCUGAUUAAGUGCAAGAAACUGGGGCUGAAGAGGUAAUCAAGGAGAAGGAGAAUGUUGCUCCGCAAGUUGACAUAAUGGCCUUUGCAGUCGCCCUGGAAAAGGAAUUAGACACUGUCCUCUCUAAUGUUGUCCAGGAGCCAGAAGUUACAGUACCAGUACAAGCAGCUCUUGUUCAGGAAACUGAGUCAGCAACCACCUCUGUUGAUGGUGGAGCAACUGAAGCCAGUAAAGCUGCAGAGAAAGUAACCACUGAUAUUGAAAAAAAAAUGGCUGGAGAAGUAGUAACCAAUGUAGCUCAAGUGACUGUGUCCUUGGCAAACAUUGUUAAGGAGGCUGAAUCUAUAACAACUGAUGUAGCCAAGGUGGCAGAUACAGUGGCAACCAUCACUGAGGAGAUGGAGGCAGUAGCCAUGAAGGAGUCUGAACCAAUGGAAAAGGUGGUUGUCAGUGAUGCAAAUGAGGUUGCAGGAGAGUUGAAAAUAUCAGAGGUUACUCAAGAGUUUGAAGUGGUAGUGACAGAGAUGGAAUCAAAGAUUUUGGACACAGAGGUUGUCAAGGAGGUUGAACCUAUGAUGCCUGAGGCUGCUGCCAGUGAAGCUGAAGCCAUGCCAAAAGAGAUUACAGUGGAAACACAAGCCAUAGCUCCAGAGGAAACCAAAGUGACUCAGACUGUGGCUACAGAGUUAACCACAGAGGCUGAGACUUUGGCCACAGAAAAUGUCUCAGAACCUAUACCUGCAGAGAUUGCUGAGAAGGACACUGAACCUGGCAUAGCAGAGAUUUCCAAGGAAGUAGAAGUCCUAAAAGAUGAAGUAAUAUCAACAGGAAGUGGCAUAGAGGCUGAGGCCACAACUACAAAGGCAGCCGGAGAGUCGCAGAGAGCAGCUGCAGGUUUUGUCACAGAGAUUGCACCCAUAGAGCCUUUGCCUAUGGAGACUGAAUCCAAGAAUGCUGAAGUCACUAAAGUAGAGGUUUCCAAGGAAGCAGAAGUUCCAUCUUCCAAAGAGGUUGACACUGUGGUUACAGAAGAUAUGAAGUUGCCUGAAAGUACUGAGGUUGCUGCCCAGGAAACUGAGGCCAAAACAAAAGGGGCUGCAGUGCAGGUGGAGACUGUGGUAACUGAAGCUGAUAAGGACAACUGUCCCCAAACCAGUGUUGAUGAUGUCAAUGUGUCAGAACAGACUUCCAGCAAUGAAGAAGCUAAACCCAAUCAAACUGGUGUUCCAGACAGAGUGGAAAAGCCAGCGAUAAAUCACAAGCCAAAUCUAGUCCAAGAAAAUGAUCCCUUGGGGUCUUUGAUGACAUGAUAUUGUGAAUGAAGAGCUGUUGUAAUCCUGCAAUGUCUUAGUCUGGAAUUCUGUCUUCUUGUCUGCCAGUAUGUGUUGAACUGUCUUACUGUAAAUGCCAAGGUAAAUGUAGUAGUUGGGUACAGUCUCUUGGACUGCUGAAGUUUUAGUAAAAAGAUGCUUUAAACACUGUAAA
Molecule: messenger RNA, 3531 nt
Organism: Acanthochromis polyacanthus (spiny chromis)
Lineage: Eukaryota; Metazoa; Chordata; Actinopteri; Pomacentridae
Product: ATPase family AAA domain-containing protein 3-A-like
Exons: 15
Coding region: 603-2018 (471 amino acids)
Biological process (GO): mitochondrion organization
Cellular component (GO): mitochondrion
Molecular function (GO): zinc ion binding; ATP binding; ATP hydrolysis activity
Source: RefSeq, a predicted model, not a curated record